This is a messenger RNA of Mus musculus (house mouse), 2169 nucleotides long. RefSeq names its product major facilitator superfamily domain containing 3 (gene Slc33a2). Gene Ontology annotation, cellular component: membrane; plasma membrane. NCBI's taxonomy places the organism in Eukaryota, Metazoa, Chordata, Mammalia, Rodentia, Muridae. The record is from RefSeq and is marked provisional. The coding region runs from base 128 to 1366 and encodes 412 amino acids. Gene Ontology annotation, biological process: transmembrane transport. The transcript has 5 exons. Gene Ontology annotation, molecular function: transmembrane transporter activity.
GGUACUUCCGGGAUUUCUGGUCCCAGUGUGCGUGUCGGGAUUACAGCCUGACUGUCCCCGGCCCUAUGUAGGAGGACCAGACCCUGACUGUUCAUCCUGAGCCGUCCGAUCCCACCACGAACGGGCCAUGCAUGGGAAGUUGCUGCCGCUGGCCGGCCUCUAUCUUGUGCAGGGUCUGCCCUAUGGACUGCAGUCCAGUUUGCUUCCCAUUUUACUGCGGGCCCGUGGCCUCUCCCUAACGCGCGUGGGUCUAACCAAGGGAUUGUAUGCUCCAUGGCUGUUAAAGCUGGCGUGGGCACCGCUGGUGGACAGGCGGGGCACCCCGCGGGUCUGGUUAACACUCAGCACACUGUCCCUGGGCUUGGUGUGUGGACUGCUGGCUGUGUUGCCUCCUCCGCAAGCUGGCCAAACAGGGCUACCUACCACCGUGAUGGGGCUGCUACUGCUGCUGAAUCUGGGUGCAGCGGUGCAGGAUGUGGCUCUGGACACACUCGCUGUGCAACUCCUAGAGCCAAAGGAGUUGGGACCUGGGAACACUGUACAGGUGGUCGCUUACAAGCUGGGAUCAGCACUGGCUGGGGGUGGACUGUUGGUCCUCUUCCCCACUCUCUCUUGGCCACUGCUCUUUUUGCUCCUAGCUGCCACCUACUGGCUGGCUGCUGCCUUAGCCUGGGCUGCACCAGCCUUGGGAAGGCUGCCAUGGCCUCAGGCCUCAGAGCAUACACCCCACAGCUCCUAUCUUCUACAAGAUUUGCUGGCUGUGCCUGGGACCCUCUGGACAGCGGGCUUUGUGCUCACCUACAAGCUGGGUGAGCAGGGUGCUGGCAGCCUGUUUCCACUUCUCCUGCUGGACCAUGGUGCUUCUGCCUCAGACUUGGGGCUAUGGAGUGGCUUGGGUGCUGUGACCUGCUCCAUUGCUGGCUCCUCCUUGGGUGGGGCUCUACUGGCCAGGCACUGGCAGCCACUGAAGCUGUUGAAGACAGUGCUGCAGCUCCGCCUUGGGAGUUUGGCUUGCCAGACUGCUCUGCUCUUCCACCUCAACAGCCCAGGGGCCAGCGUGGACCCUGGCACAGUCAUGAGAGGGGCAGUUUUGCUAAGCCUAUGUCUACAACAGUUUUUUGGGGGUGUGGUCACCACUGCCACAUUCACUGUGAUGAUGCACUGUAGCCAGCUAGCACCCAGAGCCCUGCAGGCUACACAUUACAGCUUCCUGGCCACUCUGGAACUGUUGGGCAAGCUGCUCCCAGGUACCCUAGCCGGCGUGCUGGCCGACAGCCUAGGCCCACAUCUCUGCUUUGCUGUCUUCCUUGUACUCUCAGCCCUGCCUGUUCUGGAUCUCCGCCUGGCACCCAGUAACCUGACCUGAGCUGGAUGUUGGUUAGGGCUGUCUAUAAAGCCAAUAAAGCUAUGUAUGGCCUGGAUGUCUGGGACACAGGAAAUGCAGCUCUCCUCAAACUGAAGGCUAUGUUACCAGAAAGCACAUAAAAUUACUGAAUGCUUUUUAUUCUGCAGUUUGGAUCUUCUUAUCCCCUUCCUGCAGCCAGAAGGUUUUGCCUGACAGUCAGUGAUGGCCACAUCAUGGCCUUGGUGAGCCUGACACCCUCGGAGUAGUGGCCACAGUCUGGCUUGCCUCAUGCCUCAAUCAUGUGGCACCCUCCCAUGUAAGGUGGUCAUCGGCCUCUCAGCAGGAGCUCUUCUGUAGCUAGGUGCAUCAGGGCAUGAAAGUCCAGGUGUAGGUACUUCCUCCAGAAGCGCCGGUCCAGCCCAUACACCUGGGCUGGGUAGCAUGGACUCGCUAGGGUGGAGCAGAAACACAGGCCUGAGGACUCAGCUGGCUCUAAUACCCAUCCCCCGCUGGCACCAGGCAACCCCGUGGCCCUCACCAAUGCCAUGGAAGAUGCGGGCCACAGCCCUUCCUGAAAACCUUUCUUCUGGCCUCAGGGACAGGAGCUGGCGGACAUCCCGGCGUAUUUGGUCCUCCCAGUCCUGAAGCUGUGGGAGGAUAGCAUGUAACCUCAUCUGAGCUACCAUAGCAUCUGUCAUGUAAAAUCACACCCGGAGCAGCCAAGGAAACCUUGAGCCAAGCAGGGAUUGAACUGUGGGGUCAGGGUUGAAUGGGGCCAUGUCACUGUCCCAAGCUUUAAGAACUAUCCUCAGAGGUGUGGCACU